This is a messenger RNA of Caenorhabditis sp. 36 PRJEB53466, 2449 nucleotides long. The record is from the annotation of a GenBank genome assembly. Lineage: Eukaryota; Metazoa; Nematoda; Chromadorea; Rhabditida; Rhabditidae.
AUGACAAAAAAGAUCAAACAUGGAAAAAAUGAUGGGUCGGAGAGGGAAUUGUCGAAAAAAGCAAAGAUUACGGUGAAUGAGGAGGUUGGUUUUUGGAAACCAAGUUUUUUGCCGUGUUUUUACCCCAACUGAACGAAAAAAUUCUAAAAAAUUGAAAACAUUGUCAGGACGACAAUAUCUGCCAAAAAUGCAAUCGGCACACGCACAAGGACGAUCCGGAGGCGCGGCAAACGCGUAAAAACGGCGGGACGACGUUGAUGAGCAAGAAGAAAUCGCACUUUCGUCUGCUGGAGGACUUUGACCUGAUCGGCUGCGACAACUGCGCCCAGUGGUAUCACAAAGUGUGCUCCGGCCUCGAGCAGUUCCAGUACAACCUAUUCGACAAAUACUAUUGUCCCAAGUGCGUCCCGACCGUCGGAAACAGCGUCGGUACGCAUUUGUCGCAUUUUUGCACGAAGAUCACACAAUUCCCUCACUUUUCUAUCACAAAUGUUAACAAAAGACAAUUUUCUCUUCGUUGUAUCUUUAAAAUUCCGUCUGAAAUCGGCUUUUUGUCAGAAAAUUGAGGGAACUUGUGUCUAUCGUAUCCCUUCUCGAAUUUAAAGGCGCACAACUCUGGCUCGCGUCUCUGUCUUGAAAACUUUCGCUCCGUGCGAGACCCGUCAUCGAGAAAGGCGAGAGAAAGUUAGAAAAUUCAAGCAAUUGCAGAAUUCCCGCAAUCGGCGCCGCACCGCAAGACGUGGUGGUCGCCGGAGGAGAGAAAGUCGCCGAUGCAAGUGGGAUCCAAGCAGUGGAUACAGUACUUCACCUCGUGGGAAUCCAAAGUUCCACCGCCGUUCGUUGUUUUUUUCAAUAAACAUUGUGAGAAAAAGUGUCAAUUGCAGAUCGGCUUCAGAAUUGACCGUAGCGCAAAACGGCUUCGAAUUCAAGAAAGUGUUCGAGAAGGCGGGCGGCUUUGAAAAGUGGGACCGCGUGUAUUUGAUCCGCGAAAAGAAGGGCCUCGACAUGAAAAUGCCCGAUUUCGCCACUUUCGACCUGGAGAACGUCGUCGAAAUGAUGGGCGGAGCGUAUUUGGUCGACACGAUCGACGUCUACAGCCAGACGACGUGCUCCAUGAAGCUGGACACUUUUCUCGAGAAAUUCAGAAACACCGAAGACCGCAGCCUCAUCUACAACUUCCUCUCCCUCGAGUUUUCCAAGAAUCGCAGGUGGGUUCUUGAGAACCUUGCACAAUUGAGUUUUUUUGACGUAACAACAUGUAUUUGCAGACUGUGCGAAGUGGUACAAGCGCCGAAAUUCGUGCAGGACGUCUCGCUGGUCGACCUCGUUUUUGGCGGCGAUUCGAAUGAUCCGAAAGUGGCGGACGAGCACCGCCCACGCGUCGAACAGUUUUGUCUGGCCAGCAUGGCCGGCAGCUACACCGACUUCCACGUGGAUUUCGGCGGCAGCUCCGUCUACUAUCACAUAUUCUCCGUGCGUUGUUUUCUUUUUGUUGUUGUUGGACAAAUUUUGAGAAAUUCUGAGGUUGCAGGGCCAGAAGAUCUUCUACAUACUGCCGCCGUCGAACGAGAAUCUGGAGGCGUUCGCGGCGCACGAGACGGGCGGCUCGGCGAGCACGUGGUUCGGCAACAAGACGAACGGGCGGUGCAGACGGGUCCUGGUGAAUCGGGGCGAGACCCUGCUGAUCCCGUCCGGCUGGAUCCACGCGGUCCUCACGCCCGCCGACUCGCUCGUCUUCGGCGGCAACUUUUUGCAUUUGGGCAACUGCGCGAUGCAGUUCCGAAUAUUCGAUCUCGAGGCCCGGAUCCAGCAGACGACCCAAAUCGACGAGAAAUUCUAUUUCCCCAACUUCAAGCUCGUCCAUUGGCUCCUCAUGAGCAAGAUCCUCAUUCCUGCUAUCGUCGGUAUGUUUUUUUGGUGCGGAAGGGCAAAAGGCCUGCGGCGGCCUGCACUUUUGACCCACUUGCAAUGAUCCGAUCGGGUCCAGUCUUUGCAGACUUCUUGGACUUGGAUUGAAGUAUAUUGCAUCCAAGUUUCAGAGAUGUGUUGAAAAGACCACAAUUUUAGGGCUUUUCGGCCUCACACCAGUUUAUCUCGGGACCGGAUGAUCGGUCUGAAACUUGUACCCAAUAUACUUCAAUCCGAGCCCAAAAAUUCUGCAAAGUCUGGACCCGAUCGGAUCAUUGCAAGCGGGUCAAAAGUUAGAUAAGAUUGAAAAACAUGAUUUUUGUUAGAAGCCAACGGAUACGAAGAGGACAUCCGCGAGCGCUCGGCCCAUUUGUGGAAGUCGGCGAAGCUGACGGCGUCGUAUUUGAAGGCGUGGGCGGCCGAAACUCAGAAUAACCACGACGGAAUCGGUGCGGCGAAAAAAAGAGAAAUUCUGGCAAAGUACGACGAACAGCACGCCGUCCAGACACGCAUUCAGAAGCAGAAGAACCGAAAAUCAUAG